AAUUUUAUAAGCAAAAUGAGUGAUAUGGCUGGUGGAGUUAUGCAUGCUGCAAGGUUCUCGGAGAUGGCUGUGAAUGGGGAGGCGCCCCGCAGCCGCUCCUCAUCCUGGUCUUCAUGGCGACGGCCUAGCCGGCUGCCUAGACCUGAACCACGGUUAUCCUUGCAGUAUCAGACUGAUGAAAACAGCUUCCUGCUUCGCUUGCGGAUCAUAGGAGCGUAUUCAUUGGCCAAAAAAGACAUCUUCGGCGCCAGCGACCCAUAUGUGCGUGUGGAGCUACAGAAGGUGGACGGUGACGUCACUAUAGAGACGUUUCUCACUAAGACCAAGAAAAAGACACUAAACCCAGUAUGGAACCAAGAGUUCGUGUUCCGCGUGAAGCCCUCGGAGCACAAGCUCCUCAUCCAGGUGUUCGACGAGAACCGCCUGACCCGCGACGACUUCCUCGGCAUGGUGGAGGUGCCGCUGGCGGGCGCUCCGGCGGAGACGGCCGCCAGCCCCAGGCCUCCGCCGGUCAAGUACGCGCUCCGACCGCGCAGGUCCGUUGCCCGUUCCCGAGUCCGUGGCCACAUAGAAGUUUACAUGGCGAUCGUCGGACACGGCUCGGAGACAGAGGAGCCCCGACCAGACGACUGGGAAAUGGUCGAGCCCAGCCCUCAAGUCGGCAAUGUGCAACCGGUGGUGGGAGGAGACCCGCUGCCGCCGGGCUGGGAGGAACGCCAGGACGCAAACGGACGCACGUACUACGUGAACCAUGUUGCCCGGUCCACUCAGUGGGAGCGUCCUAGUGUGGGCUUUACGCGUAACAUGAGCACAGAAUCGCAGAAUGAGCGCAUGGAAAACGCAGCCACGGAGUUCCAGCGGCGCUUCCAUAUCUCGCACGACGACGCCGGCGCGCAGCGAGCGCAGGAUAGCAAUAGGAGCGACGAGAACUCCACAGAGGUGACGCCAUUUUCAUCCCCCGUGCGUUCCCUAGACCGGGAUUCGAAUCCCGAAGUGCCUCAAUCUAGCUUAAGUAAUACCUGUGAUAGUAAUUUAAGGGAGGAAGAUGAUGUAGUCUGCGCGAACGAAAUUAGACAGAGAGAUGUAGACAACGAAAAUGUUGCUCAAGACUGUGAUACGAUCUCUAGUCAAAACGACCAAUCGGAGAACGCUGAAGCGAACCAAUCAGAAAACGCGGAAGCGAGCCAAUCGGGGAAUGCCGAAGCAAACCAAUCGGAGAACGCGGAAGCGAACCAAUCAGAGAACCCUGAAGGGAACCAAUUAGAUGUUGAUAAUGGCGAAGCUAGUGGAAGUAGUGUAGCACCUGACCAUUCAGAAGCGAAACCUGAUACAGAAAAUGAAGAGACUGCUGAAAAUGCAGAGAGCGCAGAAGGCGAAACAGCGAAUACAGAAACGGACGAAAGAGAUUCAAAUGUAGAAGCUACCGCUACAAGCGUAGAAGGAACCGACAACGCUGAGGUAGAAACAAGGAGAGUGGAUGAAAGAGACGCAGAUAGCAUAGAGAUAGAGAUAGAAGAGGCGCUAACGUUUGAUGAGAAUCACUUCAGUACGCCCACUGGGGGCACCACGCCAGAGAGAGGGGCGUCGCGGCGACGAAUGACCAGCAGUUCUAUGGAUGAUACUGAGGACGAAACUGAUAACCAGUCUACGGACAGCACUAGAAGUACCGCCAGUAGUCAACAGAGCCAGAAUAUACCCAAUAGUGAUGGUUUGCCACAAGGCUGGAGUAUGCAGCGAGCGCCCAAUGGCAGGAUAUUCUUCAUCGACCACAACCAGAAGACCACCACCUGGAUAGACCCCAGAACAGGGUGCGCAUCUCAUCUACCAGCGGUAGCGGCGGCGGGAGCGGAAGCGGACGAGUUAGGCGCCCUACCGGAAGGUUGGGAGGAGCGAGUACAUACCGAUGGACGGAUCUUCUUCAUCGACCACAACACCCGGACAACGCAGUGGGAGGACCCUAGACUGUCCAACCCUCAGAUCGCGGGACCCGCCGUGCCUUACUCCAGGGACUAUAAGCGAAAAUACGAGUACCUGAAAAGUCAAUUACGUAAACCGAGCAACGUCCCUAACAAGUUCGAGAUCAAAGUCCGAAGAAACUCCAUCCUCGAAGACUCGUACCGCAUCAUCAGUUCAGUCAGCAGACUCGACCUGCUGAAGACCAAGUUGUGGGUCGAGUUCGAGUCCGAAGUUGGUCUGGACUACGGCGGCCUAGCCCGAGAAUGGUUCUUCCUCCUCUCGAAAGAGAUGUUCAACCCCUACUACGGCCUCUUCGAAUACUCCGCCAUGGACAACUACACACUCCAAAUAAACCCCAACAGUGGGGUGUGCAACGAGGAACAUCUCAACUACUUCAAGUUUAUAGGGAGAGUCGCUGGCAUGGCGGUGUAUCACGGGAAACUGCUAGACGCGUUCUUCAUCCGUCCAUUCUACAAGAUGAUGGUAGGCAAGACCAUUGAGCUGCAAGACAUGGAAUCCGUGGACCUCGAGUACUACAACUCACUCAUGUGGAUCAAGGAAAACGACCCGUCAGAAUUGUACCUAACGUUCUCAGUAGACGAAGAACAGUUUGGAAAAACCAUCCAGCGAGAACUGAAGCCAGGGGGCGCUAACAUCUCCGUCGACAACGACAACAAGGACGAAUACAUCAAAUUGGUGAUCGAAUGGCGUUUCGUGAGCCGCGUCCAGGAGCAGAUGUACGCGUUCCUCGACGGGCUCGGGGGUCUAGUACCCCUCCCGCUGCUCAAGAUCUUCGACGAGCACGAGCUGGAGCUGCUGCUGUGCGGCAUCCAGCACAUCGACGUGCGCGACUGGCGCGCCAACACCCUCUACAAGGGCGACUACCACGCCAACCAUCUCGUGGUGCAGUGGUUCUGGAGGGUGGUGCUAUCUUUCUCCAACGAAAUGCGUUCCCGACUACUACAGUUCGUGACGGGUACCUCCCGAGUACCCAUGAACGGCUUCAAAGAACUAUACGGGUCCAACGGACCCCAGCUCUUCACUAUCGAGAAGUGGGGAGCGCCUGACAACUACCCCCGGGCUCAUACAUGUUUCAACCGCAUCGACCUGCCCCCGUACGAGAGCUACCAGCAGCUGCGCGAGAAACUCGUCAAGGCUAUCGAAGGCUCCCAGGGCUUCGCCGGCGUCGAUUAAGCCCCACAACAUAACGGCACUGUUGAAAGACAUAACUAACACGACAGUUACAU
Messenger RNA from Cydia fagiglandana, 3203 nucleotides. RefSeq names its product E3 ubiquitin-protein ligase NEDD4-like (gene Nedd4). Gene Ontology annotation, molecular function: protein binding; ubiquitin protein ligase activity; sodium channel inhibitor activity. Bases 16 to 3150 code for a protein of 1044 amino acids. Gene Ontology annotation, biological process: regulation of dendrite morphogenesis; protein polyubiquitination. Gene Ontology annotation, cellular component: cytoplasm. The record is from RefSeq and is a predicted model, not a curated record. The transcript is spliced from 19 exons. NCBI's taxonomy places the organism in Eukaryota, Metazoa, Arthropoda, Insecta, Lepidoptera, Tortricidae.